Molecule: messenger RNA, 1272 nt
Organism: Drosophila rhopaloa
Lineage: Eukaryota; Metazoa; Arthropoda; Insecta; Diptera; Drosophilidae
Product: putative glutathione-specific gamma-glutamylcyclotransferase 2
Exons: 1
Coding region: 90-1034 (314 amino acids)
Biological process (GO): glutathione catabolic process
Cellular component (GO): cytoplasm
Molecular function (GO): glutathione specific gamma-glutamylcyclotransferase activity; gamma-glutamylcyclotransferase activity
Source: RefSeq, a predicted model, not a curated record
UUGGUGCUGUUUCGUCUUUAUCGAUAGACUGCCAAGCUGCCAAAUUAAUAAUUUUUAACAAUUAUUUGGCAAACGGAGCGCCGUAGCUGAUGUUGGGCUAUCUACAGGGACUGAAAGGCAGCGGCUCGGGAUCGGAGCAGCUGCCAAGCGACAUUUACAGUGAGAUCUUCGCAGAUGUCCUUGUGGCGGCCAAGGAAAACGGAUGUAAGACCAAUGGGCAGGAAAAGCCGGAAGGUUUUUCCAUGCUACGGAGUUUCGAUUCGGAGGCCAGUAAUCAAUUGGAGCCGCCGGCGGCCACGGACGCAGAUGUCUGGAUCUUUGGUUACGGCUCAUUGGUGUGGAAGGCCGAUUUUCCCUAUAUAAACCGUCGGCGCGGCUUUGUUUGGGGCUACAAGCGUCGCUUUUACCAGCACAGCAUCGAUCACCGUGGGAUUCCCGAGCGUCCUGGUCGCGUGGUCACUCUGCUGCCGGGUGAUCCCGGCCAGGACCGCGUCUACGGCGUGGCAUAUCGCAUUGCUGCGAACCAGAAGGGAGCCGUGCUGGAUCAUCUGGAUUACCGAGAAAAGAAUGGCUACGAAAGGUGCAGCUUGGAGUUCCAUGGAUACCCAAAUACCACCGCUAGCGGCGAAGAGCCCAUCCAGGUGAUCAUGUACGUGGCCACACAAGCGAACGACUCCUAUGCCGGGGAUGUGUGGCAAGUGCCCUGCAUUGCUAAGCAAAUCUUCAGCUCGGCGGGGCCCAGUGGCCCUAAUCGCGAGUACCUGUUCAACCUGGCCGCCGCCAUGGAGCAUCUCUUUCCCGGUGCCGUGGACGAGCACCUGGAGGAGCUAGUGGCCUGCGUAAAGCGUCACAUUGCCGAAGAUGAGCCGAAUUUAAUGCGGCACGCCCUUUUGCAGGAAAUAUCCGGGAUUCUCCAGGAGAAACAGUUGCCGGAGCAGGCUAAGCGGCUAGAGAAGCUUCUGGAGCGAUGCCAACAGCCCGGCGGACGCGAGUGGCUGCUACACGGGGCUCUGCAGUCCAGGAGCGAGGCGUGACCCCCACCUUUUCCACUAGAAUAUGACUAUUUAUUGUAAUACCAUUGAGCAUGGGUGUUUUUGAAGGCGCACCAUUCCAACUAGAACGAUUAUUAUGACGUGUUACUGAGAUUCCUGAUCAAUGGUCAUAAGAAUCACAAUUGCAAUUGUGAUCCAAAAUCACAAGCCCAUGAGAAUGACUUUAAUAAAAAUAUUAAAUAUAAAAAAAAUUAUAAUAACCAUUUUAUAAUAAAGUACA